AUGUCGGAAGUUUAUAAAUAUGAUGGUCCCAAGUAUGAUAUUGAAUCCCUGGGAUUUCUAAACAAGCCUGAGAGCUCUCCCGUAUCCACACCGAUCAACUAUGAUGCACCAGAGAAUGAAACCCUAGAUUAUAAAAAGAUCGAGUCAAUAUCAAAAAUGUUAAAUUAUGAUAUGAAUUCCCCAUUUCAAAACACACGACCUCUUAACACACUUUCUCUGCCUCUCAAUGAGAAGAAGAAAAAGACAGUAGUCUUAGAUCUUGAUAACACACUUGUGCAUGCAAGUUUUACUCCUAUCCCACAAUAUGAUUUUCUUAUAACAGUUCCUGGCAUGGGAGAAAGUGAUGAUACCCUUACUUACCAUGUACAAAAAAGGCCAGGAGUUGAUCUUCUAUUGCAGAGAUUGAGUGAGUACAAAUAUGAAUUAUUGGUUUUACUUCAGCCGAAGAGACCCAUGCAGAUGCUAUACUGA
This is a messenger RNA of Cryptomeria japonica (Japanese cedar), 471 nucleotides long. RefSeq lists its product as uncharacterized. The record is from RefSeq and is a predicted model, not a curated record. The transcript has a single exon. Lineage: Eukaryota; Viridiplantae; Streptophyta; Pinopsida; Cupressales; Cupressaceae. The coding region runs from base 1 to 471 and encodes 156 amino acids.